Molecule: messenger RNA, 1095 nt
Organism: Lolium rigidum
Lineage: Eukaryota; Viridiplantae; Streptophyta; Magnoliopsida; Poales; Poaceae
Product: protein STAR1
Exons: 4
Coding region: 4-786 (260 amino acids)
Biological process (GO): phosphate ion transmembrane transport
Cellular component (GO): membrane
Molecular function (GO): ATP binding; ATP hydrolysis activity; phosphate transmembrane transporter activity
Source: RefSeq, a predicted model, not a curated record
CCAAUGGGCUCGGCUUCAGAUGACACCAGGGAGCACCUGCUGGACGUGGACGGCGGCCUCGCCGGCGGCGGGCCCAAGAUACGGGUGCGCGGGCUGCGGCGGCGGUCGGAGGCGACCGGCCAGGACAUCCUGCGCGGGGUGGACCUGGACGUGCCGCGCGGCGUGGUCAUGGGCGUCAUCGGCCCCAGCGGCAGCGGCAAGUCCACGCUGCUCCGCGCGCUCAACCGCCUCUGGGAGCCCGCGCCGGGGGCCGUCACGCUCGACGGCGCCGACAUCUGCGGCGUCGACGUCCUCACGCUCCGCCGCAAGGUCGGCAUGCUCUUCCAGCUCCCCGCCAUGUUCGACGGAACCGUGGCCGACAACGUGCGAUACGGGCCACAGCUGCGUGGCAAGAAGCUCACCGAUGCAGAGGUGAAGAACCUGCUGAGCCAGUCCGACCUCGACCCGGCCUUGUGCUCUAGGCCCGCGUCGGAUCUGUCCGUUGGCCAGGCGCAGCGGGUCGCUCUCGCCCGCACCCUCGCCAACGACCCGGAGGUGCUCCUGCUGGAUGAGCCGACGAGCGCGCUGGACCCGAUAUCGACGCAGAACAUCGAGGAGGCGAUCGUUCGGCUGAAGCAAACGAGAGGGCUCACCACAGUGAUCGUCUCCCACAGCGUGAAGCAGAUCCAGCGGAUCGCAGAUCUGGUGUGCCUCGUGGUCGACGGCGAGGUCGUGGAGGUGCUCGCCCCAUCGGAGCUGUCUGAAGCCAAGCAUCCCAUGGCCCGGCGCUUCCUGGAGCUCAGCUAGCUGAAUGUUGAUCGCCCAGUGUACUGUGGAGUUUUUCGACCUUUGCUUAAUUCGCAUACGCAGCUGUAAUCAUGACCUGUGAGGACUUGGCUAUGAUGAAAAGAGAACCAGCAAAUCCCACUAAACCAUACAGGAAUAAGAUAUGCAUAAGUGCAUAACAAAUCAGCAUCUUAAUUCUGUAGAUAAGCAUAUGGUGUUGUCGAGGUGGUGCUACCAUCUCACGUCCUAGCACUUUCUGAACUUGACUAUGUUCCAAGCAAGUUCGACUGUCCAGGCAAGGCAGAAUGGCAAGAUUCGGUACACAAGAUA